Molecule: messenger RNA, 2658 nt
Organism: Populus trichocarpa (black cottonwood)
Lineage: Eukaryota; Viridiplantae; Streptophyta; Magnoliopsida; Malpighiales; Salicaceae
Product: shaggy-related protein kinase theta
Exons: 13
Coding region: 273-1682 (469 amino acids)
Biological process (GO): signal transduction; protein phosphorylation
Cellular component (GO): cytoplasm
Molecular function (GO): protein serine/threonine kinase activity; ATP binding
Source: RefSeq, a predicted model, not a curated record
AAAAAACAGACACAUGGUAGCUUCAUAAGGAUUAUUUCUAGAGAGAGAGAGAGAGAGAUUCUGAAAGAAACAGAAAGAUUUUAUUGUUGUUGUUGUUGUUCAUUGUUUUUCUCUUUUGGGUUCCCUUCUUUUCCUCUCACCAUUUUCUCCAUCUCUCUCUUUGUUGGUGGAGAGAAGGUUGAGUUUGUGUCUCUUUUUUUUAAUAUUUUUUUAUUUUCUUAAAAGGAAAUUUAGGGUUUGGUUUGUUUGUUGGUGAAAAGAGAAAGGAAACCAUGAAUGUGAUGCGUAGAUUAAAGAGCAUUGCUUCAGGUCGAACUUCUAUAUCAUCCGAUCCUGGUGGGGAUGCUGGAACAAAGAGGGCUAAGAUUGAUCAAGAAAUAGAACGAAAGGUUGAUGAAGAAUCUUAUUUAGUUGAAAGAAGUGUCACAGAUCAGGAGCAGCAUAUGGCUUCUACAUCACAGGAAAAUGCUGCGAGCACAUCCAACAUUACUUCGGUGACAAGAACAGAAAAAUCAGGCUAUGAUCAGCUUCCCAAAGAGAUGCAUCAAAUGAAGAUCAGAGAUGAAAAAACCACUAGUCAUGAUGAAAAGGAAGUGGAAGCUGCCAUUGUGAGUGGCAAUGGGACAGAAACUGGUCAGAUUAUUGCAACCACAGUAGGUGGUCAGGAUGGACAGCCAAAGCAGACAAUCUCAUAUGUGGCAGAACGCAUGGUUGGCACGGGUUCAUUUGGUGUUGUCUACCAGGCUAAGUGCCUGGAAACUGGUGAAGCAGUUGCAAUAAAGAAGGUAUUGCAGGAUAAGAGAUACAAGAACAGAGAACUUCAAGUCAUGCGCCUUCUUGACCAUCCUAAUGUCGUUCAGCUGAAACAUUGUUUCUAUUCAACUACUGAAAAAGAUGAACUAUAUCUUAACCUUGUUCUGGAGUAUAUAUCUGAGACUGUCCAUCGAGUUUCAAGGCACUUUAACAGGAUGAAUCACCAACACAUGCCCAUUAUAUAUGUUCAACUAUAUACUUACCAGAUUUGCCGUGCACUAAAUUACUUGCACCAUGUGCUUGGGGUGUGCCAUCGUGACAUUAAGCCACAUAAUUUACUGGUCAAUCCCCAUACUCAUCAGCUAAAAAUCUGUGAUUUUGGUAGUGCAAAGAUGCUGGUGCCAGGGGAACCCAACAUAUCAUAUAUCUGCUCACGGUAUUAUAGGGCACCAGAACUUAUAUUUGGUGCUUCAGAGUACACAAGUGCCAUUGAUAUCUGGUCUGUUGGUUGUGUCUUGGCCGAACUUCUUCUUGGACAGCCUCUUUUUCCUGGGGAAAGCAGUGUCGAUCAGCUUGUGGAAAUUAUUAAGGUCCUGGGGACACCAACCCGAGAAGAAAUUAAGUGCAUGAAUCCCAAUUACACAGAAUUCAAGUUCCCUCAGAUCAAGGCUCACCCAUGGCACAAGAUAUUUCACAAACGAAUGCCACCUGAAGCAGUGGAUCUCGUAUCAAGGCUGCUUCAGUAUUCACCAAACAUGCGGUGCACUGCUUUGGAGGCAUGUGCACACCCCUUUUUUGAUGAUUUGAGACAUGCAAAUGCAUGCUUGCCUAAUGGGCGUGCGCUACCUCCUCUAUUCAAUUUUACUGCCCAAGAGUUGGCUGGGGCAUCAACUGAACUGCGUCAACGUCUCAUUCCUGAUCAUGUAUGAAAAGAAAAUUGACGAUGGGUACAUGGUCAGAUUUGUAGCCAAAUCAGUGCACCUGAAUUUUGAAUGCCUAGUCACGCAUGCAAGCAUACUGCCUGCUCAAAUAAUUCAGACCAAAUCAAUUUUCAAUCUUCACCUCGUUAGUUAGGACAAAGGGAGACCUUAGACAAGGUAGUGGGUGAUGGUGGGUAGGCUAUGCCAAGAUUUUGGAUGGCGCUUGAAGCAUAAUUAUUUGACGGGGGCAGGAUCUCUUGGUCACAGGGUUCCGACAUUUAAUAUAUUUAGACCCUGAUUCUUGAUUCUUUCAUGUAAAGCCGAAAACUACUUUCAAAACUCUUUUUGUGUUAUUUACUGACGAAAAAUACUUUUCAGUUAAAAGAAAAAUUUAAUUUUGUUUUUAAAAAAGUAUUUUUUUUAUUAUUUUAAACUGAAUACUCUUCAGAAUUAAAACUUCAUAAUUAUCUUAUUAUUUGUUGUUGAUGUUAAAUUUCAUUUAAUUGAUAUAUAUUUUGUUUUGAGUUUUUUUAAAAAUUUUCAUUAUUUAGAACUUGAUUUAUUUUAAAUUUUAUAUAAAUUUUGUUUUUUAUUUUUUUAUUGGUAUUUAUUUCUCUUAUUAUUUUUUUAAUUAAAUUUUUUUAUAUAUUAUAUUUGAUUUAUAUUCUGUUAUUUAUUUUAUUCAAAAUAAUUUAUAAAUUUAUAUUUGUUUUUUAAUUUUUAUCCUAAAUUUUAUUUUUUUAAUGUAAGAUUUGGUUUUUAUUUUUUAAAUAAACAAGAAUGUGGUGUGCUGUAUGCCUCAAUGCAUGAAAGACAAGGUAUUGUCAUUACCCUUCCAUGUUCCAGUUUCCGGUGUAUAGUUUGCCAGUAUUUGAGGAGAAUUAACUGAAUGGAUGAGUUAGGAUGUCGCGGUGUGUACUUUUCUUGCUUACCUCCUGUGUUACAAAGAAAUUCAAGUUUAUGAGAAUUUCAUGGCUGUUUACCA